Messenger RNA from Rhagoletis zephyria (snowberry fruit fly), 2190 nucleotides. It is a transcript of the gene retm, whose product is annotated as real-time. Gene Ontology annotation, cellular component: cytoplasm. The record is from RefSeq and is a predicted model, not a curated record. NCBI's taxonomy places the organism in Eukaryota, Metazoa, Arthropoda, Insecta, Diptera, Tephritidae.
ACGAAUGUCGCUUUCCAAAAUGCCCACAAAUGCCCAUCGUACUCGACUGCGAGUUGAUCAAGGAUGAGGUAUUGGAGAAUGGCGCGAAACGCAAUACGACUCGUCGUUGCAAAUUGGCUGUCGAUGCGCCAUACAUUUUCAAAAAGUUGAUAGGUGUGGACUCUGUUUACUUCUUGCAACACAACUACCUCGAUCUGGCCAAUCGGACACUCAAUAUUGAGGCUGUGAAUGAGAGUUUCUCAUCGCGCAUUGAAAUUUUCGAACGUUGCCGUUACUAUGCGCAUCCCGACAAUCCCGAUUGGACAUGCUUCGACCAAACAGCCACAUUGGAUAUUAAAAACUUUUUCGGUUUCGAACACUCCAUGGAGAAGAUGGGCAUGAAACAAUAUACACAAACCACUUUAAAAGGCAAGGAAAUCAUUGAGUAUUUCAUAAAUGAAUUGAAAGAGCAGGGUGUCACCGAAGUGGAACGUUGGGUGCCGCCAGUCGAUGCACCCUGUUCGCCGACAACGCGUGAGGCUAGCGAUGAAACCGCACAAAAACUAAAAGAUGGCGAUCGACGACGCUCCUCACACGAUGUGCUGCUCGAUGGUGACUUUAUAGCGAAAAAUUUGGGUACACUAACGCCAAUGCAGGCAUCGAAAUUGUUGGAGCUGCGAAAAAUGCUGGAUGGUGACGAAGACUUGGAACAAAUGCCAAGUUAUCAGACCAUACUGCGUUUUUUGACAGCACGCGAUUGGCAUGUGAAUCAAGCGUUCACAAUGCUCAAAGAUUCGUUGAAAUGGCGCAAGGAGCACAACAUCGACUCGUUGGUUAAGGAAUACAAAGCGCCAGCUGUGGUGGUGAAUCACUUUCCGGGCGCUUGGCAUCAUCACGACAAGGAUGGACGACCGAUAUACAUACUACGACUGGGUCAUAUGGAUGUUAAAGGCUUGCUAAAGUCCAUUGGUACCGAGGGGCUGUUGAAACUCACGCUACACAUUUGUGAGGAGGGUAUGCAGCGUAUCAAGGAAUCUGCUGAGCGCUUGGGUCAACCAGUGUUGAGUUGGUGUUUGCUUGUAGAUUUAGAGGGACUUUCCAUGCGUCAUCUGUGGCGGCCGGGCGUGAAAGCACUACUCAAUAUCAUCGAAACAGUCGAAAGCAAUUAUCCCGAAACAAUGGGCCGUGUGCUGGUGGUGCGUGCGCCGCGCGUCUUUCCCAUCGCCUGGACUAUAGUCAGCGCAUUUAUACAUGAAAAUACGCGCUCAAAAUUCCUAUUCUACGGCGGUCCCGACUGCUUGCACAUGAAGGACGGCCUGGAGCAAUACAUCGAUUCGGACAUUACACCAGACUUUUUGGGUGGCCCAUGUAAGACACUCAUACACGAGGGUGGUCUUGUGCCAAAAACGCUCUAUAAAAUGAAUUCAUUGGAAGAGGACGACGCGGAUGAGGAGGAAAAGAAACCACAAGAGGCUGGCGCCUUGAUGCACGAACAUCGUAGUCUCUAUAAAACAGUAGAAUUGCGUACUGGUUACAUACAUGAAGUGAUCAUACCAAAUCAGGAUCCAAAAAGUGUACUCACCUGGGAUUUCGAUGUGACACGCAGUGAUCUACACUUUACAUUGUAUCGUGCAACGAAAGAGCUGCCGUCAAAAACUGAUACCGCCGUUUCUAUAUUUGAUAUGAGUGAUUUCGUCGAGGGCGAACACUACUUCAAGGAGGAACCAACGCUCAUUUGUCGCCACCGCGAAAGCGUGCAGGGUUCCCAUGUAAUGCAUCACACCCACAGUUAUAUAAUGCAAUGGUUCAGCCCGUCAUGCGGUUCCGAGGGCCCCGCACAAUUGAACUUCUUCUACGAAGUACUGAGUUCGGCCAACUACAAAGGUUCCAUGACUAGUUUGCAAUCGGGUUUCUCAUCAUCGUCGGCUGCCAGUUCGUGUCAGAGUCGAUGAUAUGAAGCGAAUAAUGGUGCGGCCUGUAGUAGCGGUGCAGCAGCAGUGCUGACGAUGAACGGUAGGCAGGGAGUGGGGGCAGCGGGAAAGCUGCGGCAACAGCAACAACAUAACGGUGAGGAAAUGCAUGAACAUGGCAUUGUUGCCGUCGAUUCGCUAAUGGAGAAGACAUUGAAUUGAGCUGAAAUAAUGAGUGUGUGUGUGUGUGUGUAGCGCAAAUCAGUACACAAUUAACUAUAAUUUUUGAUUUAAUUAUAAA